AUGGCAUCAUCGGUGUCGGUCACGGUCGCCCAUGAGCAUCUUGUAGCCGGCCACCGCUAUUUGGAAGUCAGGACUCCAGAAGAGUUCAGUCAGGGACAUGCCUGUGGGGCGAUCAACGUUCCUUACUUGAAUCGAGAAGCGAUGUCAAAGAACCCCAACUUCUUGGAACAAGUCUCCUCCCAUUUCGGACAAUCCGACCAGAUCGUCGUGGGUUGCCAGAGCGGAGGAAGAUCUAUGAAAGCCACCACUGAACUUCUGGAUGCAGGCUUCACGUCAGUCAAAGAUAUCGCCGGUGGCUAUGCUGCCUGGACCCAGAAUGGGCUUCCUACACAAAACUGA
Molecule: messenger RNA, 339 nt
Organism: Arabis nemorensis
Lineage: Eukaryota; Viridiplantae; Streptophyta; Magnoliopsida; Brassicales; Brassicaceae
Source: the annotation of a GenBank genome assembly